GAUGACGCUAGGGAGGCAGGCUUUAAUCCGCACACUGUACGUGAGGUGCAAGCGAACUGAUGGGUGACUUCAUGUGAGAGGAGAACAGCCGCGGAGCCUGCUGGGUGUGAGAGAUAGCCUGUUGGCCACAGAAGAUGAUCGAUCCUGCAGCUGGAGGAGUGGGAGGGUCGCUGUGCACAGCCUCUCGUGUUUGAGAGCGCAGAGGAGAGAGAAGAUGCCUAGUAUCUCUCCAGAUGACUUUGAGUAGACGUCGGACGAGGCUGCUGUACUGAAACUUAAAGCGGACAUCUCGUCCACUUCGCUCAGCUGAUUCUUUCAUCAGGAGUGAGACCCGGGACAUAGCCGUACACCGACCGGAGAGGAGAGAACCGGAUCUGUAGUUACCGCUCCGACUUUCGCCUGACAGCCGACCACCUGAUAAGUAACGGUCAUCUACUCCUAUUUCAAGAACGAUGUGAAGUUCGACCAAAGGCAGACCAAAAGCACGGCGUGGUGAACAUUCCCGCCGGGUUCUUCUCACUCACCCGCCGACGCAACAUCCCCGUCCGUUUUCCCCGGAGCUCGCCCAGUCACCGGAGCCCCAUGGGGAUGGGUACGUGCCUGGAUGCGGGAAGGACAUACUAUGACCUCGCCACCGGUCACAGGCUUCCCAAGGUCAUGUCGCUGUGGCAGCUGACACUCUGCUUCCUGUCGCUCGUCUCGGCGAACCCGGAGCCCACCGUGGCGGGGGCUCCGGCCCUGAGCGUCUUUCAGUCGGAGAGGAAGGAGUGGGCCCUGAACCACCUGACGGUGCACCAGAGCACGGGCGCGCUGUACGUCGGCGCGGUCAACCGCAUCUACAAGCUGUCGGCCAACCUCACCCUGCUGGUGUCCCACGACACGGGGCCGGAGUACGACAACAAGGCCUGCUACCCGCCGCUCAUCGUGCAGCCCUGCUCGGAGCCGCUGGCCUCCACCGACAACGUCAACAAGCUCCUGCUGGUGGACUACUCCCACAACCGGCUGCUGGCCUGCGGCAGCCUCUACCAGGGCGUGUGCAAGCUGAUGCGGCUGGGCGACCUCUUCAUCCUGGUGGAGCCCACGCACAAGAAGGAGCACUACCUGUCCAGCGACAACCACACGGGCACCAUGUACGGCGUGGUGGUGCCGUCGCCGGGCCAGGACGCCACGCUGUACGUGGGCACGGCCGUGGGCGGCAAGCAGGACUACUUCCCCACCGUGUCCAGCCGCAAGCUGCCGCGCGACCCCGAGUCGUCGGCCAUGCUGGACUACGAGCUGCACACCGACUUCGUGUCAUCGCUCAUCAAGAUCCCGUCGGACACGCUGGCGCUGGUGCCGCGCUUCGACAUCUACUACGUGUACGGCUUCUCCAGCGGGCCCUUCGUGUACUUCCUGACCGUGCAGCCCGAGACGCCGCCCGAGAGCGGCACGCCGGCGGGCGGCUCCCCCGGCGACCUCUUCUACACCACGCGCAUCGUGCGCCUCUGCAAGGGCGACAAGAAGUUCCACUCGUACGUGUCCCUGCCGCUGGGCUGCGUGCGCCGCGGCGAGGAGUACCGCCUGCUGCAGGCGGCCCACCUGGGCAAGGCGGGCCGCGCGCUGGCCCGCGCGCUGAACGUCAGCGCCCAGGAGGACGUGCUCUUCGCCGUGUUCGCCAAGGGCCAGAAGCAGUACCACCAGCCGCCCGACCACUCGGCGCUGUGCGUGUUCACCCUGCGGGAGAUCAACGCCCGCAUCAAGGAGCGCCUGCAGUCCUGCUACCAGGGCGAGGGACACCUGGAGCUGCACUGGUUGCUGGGGAAGGACGUGCAGUGCACCAAGGCGCCGGUUCCCAUCGAUGACCACUUCUGCGGCCUGGACAUCAACCAGCCCCUGGGCGGCUCCCAGCUGGUCUCCAGCCAGGCCCUGUACACCGAGUCCCGGGACAGGCUCACCUCCGUCACCUCCUACGUCUACAACGGCCACAGCGUGGUGUUCCUGGGCACCCGGAGCGGCAUGCUGAAGAAGGUGAGAGUGCACGGCUCUCCCCAGGCGGGGGUGGUGUACGAGACGCUGAGCGUGAUGAAGGACAGCAGCUCCAUCCUGAGGGACAUGGCCUUUUCCCUGGACCGCAGCUAUCUCUACGUCCUGUCUGAAACGCAGGUGGUCCAGGUACCGGUCGAGGCCUGUGACCAGUACUCCACCUGCUCCGAAUGCCUGAGCUCGGCGGACCCCCACUGUGGCUGGUGUGUCCUGCUCAACAUGUGUUCCAGGAGGGAUCGCUGUCCGCGAGCCGAUGAGGCGUUCCGGUUCGCCACCACCAUUGAGCGCUGCGUCCAGGUCAUCGCUCACCCGGACAGCAUCGCCGUGUCCAGUCACAGCGUGCCCCUGCUGCUUGAGGUGAAUAAUGUUCCGGAUCUUUCUGCGGGCAUCACCUGCUCCUUCGGCCAGCAGGCGCAGGCUGAGGGCCACGUCAACGGCAACCGGGUGAUGUGUCUCUCCCCCGACAGCAGAGAGGUCCCACGGAUCCCCGAGGGACAGGACUGGUCUGGGGUGGAACUGCGUCUCAACUCCAAGGAGACGGGUCAAAUGGUCGCCAGCACUGAGGUCAAGUUUUACAACUGCAGCGUCCAUCACACGUGUCUCUCCUGUGUGAACAGCACCUUCCACUGCCACUGGUGUAAAUAUCGCAACCUGUGCACCCACGACCCCAGCAGCUGCUCCUUCCUGGAGGGACGGGUCAACGCCUCAGAGGACUGUCCUCAGCUGCUGGACUCGGGUCAGAUCCUGAUCCCGGCGGGCGAGGUCCGGCCCAUCACUCUGCGGGCCCGGAACCUUCCCCAGCCGCAGUCGGGCCAGCGCGGCUACGAGUGCGUGGUGCAGGUGCAGGGCUCCAGCCAGAGAGUCACCGCGCUGCGCUUCAACAGCACCAGUGUGCAGUGCCAGAACAGCUCGUACAUAUACGAGGGUGGUAAGAUCAGCGACCUGGCGGUGGACCUUUCCAUCGUGUGGAACGGCAACUUCAUCAUCGACAACCCCGCCAAGAUCAAAGUGAACCUGUACAAGUGCAGUGCCCAGCGGGACAGCUGCGGCAUGUGUCUGCGCGCGGACAGGAAGUUCCAGUGCGGCUGGUGCAGUGGCGAGGGCCGGUGCACCAUGAAGCAGCACUGCCCACCGCUGUCCCCUUACGCCAGCCGCUGGAUGGACCAAUCCGCCCGCAACAUCAAGUGCACCAACCCGCGCAUCACAGAGGUGAGCCCCGUGGCUGGGCCAACGGAGGGCGGCACCAUGGUCACCAUCCAGGGCCUGAACCUGGGCCUGUCCUUCUCAGAGCUCCAGGGCAACGUGGAGGUGGCCGGGGUGGCGUGCACCCCCCAGGAGGAGGGAUACAUCACGGCCGAGCAGUAAGUCCCACCUCCCAAUGGAGUUAUGCAGGGAUGAUGCUGGAAUAUUACCGGAGUAAUGCUGGAAUAUUACAGGAACUCCCAUCUGGCGGAGGGGAUGUGUUUGAUGUGCAAACAUAGACAGAGACACA
Molecule: messenger RNA, 3514 nt
Organism: Gadus morhua (Atlantic cod)
Lineage: Eukaryota; Metazoa; Chordata; Actinopteri; Gadiformes; Gadidae
Product: plexin-A2-like
Exons: 13
Coding region: 583-3387 (934 amino acids)
Biological process (GO): semaphorin-plexin signaling pathway; regulation of cell migration
Cellular component (GO): semaphorin receptor complex; plasma membrane
Molecular function (GO): semaphorin receptor activity; protein binding
Source: RefSeq, a predicted model, not a curated record